AUGGACCCAUUCUCCGGCGAGGGCGAACUCCUGAACAUAACCACCGCAUUCUACACGCACGCAUAUCCAGCCGUCCUGGACUUUGAUACUUCCUCCCUCUCCGCAGAAAACAGGACCACCGCGCAAAUCUUGAAGUACCGCGCACAAAUAGCCCUAGGGCAGUCAUCCGCAGUCAUCUCUUCCCUCAAACCUUCUCAAGAUGCCGCAUCUCGCUCUCUAGUGGCUCUUGCACGUCAAUCAUCUGGCGACUCCUCCGCCGUUGAGACUGCCUCUUCCCUUGCCGACUCGGAUCCCGAAGACGCAGUGGUGCAGAUCUGCGCUGGCACGGUACUGGCAUCCGCAGGCGAAUAUGGCAAAGCAAUUGAGUUAUUGAACAAACAUCAAGGGAAUCUCGAAGCCGUGGCGCUCCUGGUGCAGAUCCACCUCAUGCAGAACCGGACGGACCUUGCCGUCAAAGAGGUUCAGGCUGCAAAGCGCUGGGCCCAAGAUAGUCUGCUGAUCAACCUGGCCGAAUCUUGGACAAACCUUCGUGAAGGGGGCAGCGACAAAUACCAAUCGGCAUUCUACGUAUAUGAAGAGCUGGCUAGCGCACCAGGCAACACGUCGCCGACGGCUCUGGUAGGACAAGCCGUUGCAGAGUUACAUUUGGGCCGGACAGAAGAGGCAGACGCAGCACUACAGCAGGCCCUGGCCUUGGAGAACGCAGAUGUGCAGGCUAUCGCCAACAGUGUGGUGUUGGGAAGCAUUAUGGGUAAGAAGAGUGAACUGAUCCAGGAACUGCUCAAGCAAUUGCAGGAGAAGGACAAAGAUCAUGCUCUCUUGAAGGAUCUGGAGGAGAAGAGUCAUGCAUUCGACACCGCGGCUGCGAAGUACAGCGCAAAGAUCGCGGUGUAA
Molecule: messenger RNA, 894 nt
Organism: Rhinocladiella mackenziei CBS 650.93
Lineage: Eukaryota; Fungi; Ascomycota; Eurotiomycetes; Chaetothyriales; Herpotrichiellaceae
Exons: 2
Coding region: 1-894 (297 amino acids)
Biological process (GO): endoplasmic reticulum to Golgi vesicle-mediated transport; retrograde vesicle-mediated transport, Golgi to endoplasmic reticulum; intra-Golgi vesicle-mediated transport
Cellular component (GO): COPI vesicle coat
Molecular function (GO): structural molecule activity; protein binding
Source: RefSeq, a predicted model, not a curated record